This is a messenger RNA of Limulus polyphemus (Atlantic horseshoe crab), 810 nucleotides long. RefSeq names its product dolichol-phosphate mannosyltransferase subunit 3-like (gene Dpm3). Gene Ontology annotation, biological process: GPI anchor biosynthetic process. Gene Ontology annotation, cellular component: endoplasmic reticulum membrane; dolichol-phosphate-mannose synthase complex. Lineage: Eukaryota; Metazoa; Arthropoda; Merostomata; Xiphosura; Limulidae. The transcript is spliced from 5 exons. Bases 227 to 613 code for a protein of 128 amino acids. The record is from RefSeq and is a predicted model, not a curated record.
GGGGGCGCUACUCUGAGGUUUUUACACCAACGGUUUGCUAUAAGUAUAAAUUAAAUGUAAUGAUUGUUGAAACUUUAUAAAUUUCAGUAUAUUCUAAUCAUUUAUUGUUAACCAACCAGACUUUAUCAAAGUAAUUAUAGAGCAAUUUUUCGGUAAUUAUCAUAUUGGUAAGCAGGAAAGAGUUGUUAACUCUGCAAAGUCCGUUAGCGUAACAAAAAUAAAGCCUAUGUACGAAGCAGCAUCUCGCCCCUGUGAAAAUCACAAAGUUAAAAAAAUAAUAAAUUACUUUACCUAUAAAAAGAACAUGAUCAAGUUACUUCAGUGGCUUCUUGGACUGGGCCUUUUCAUGGCAGCAUGGGCCAUUUUACUCUCUGGAAGGUUUCUUGUUAAAAUACCAGAAGAACAAAUGCUUCAUGUAUGGUUGGUUCCUGUGUACACUUUGGGCACUUUUGGGCUAGCGUGUCUCUCCAUUAUAAUGUAUCGAGUGUAUAAUUUUAACAACUGUGAAGCAGCUGCAGAGGAACUUAAAAUGCAAAUUAAAGAAGGAAAAGAAGAUCUUAAAAAAAGGGGGUUCAGGUUUGAUGAAGACACAUUACAGAAUGCUGACUUGUGAGAAACAUGAUGAUGCAGAGAAUUACUUGGUGAACUGUAAAAACUAAAGAUAAAACUUCAGGCAUUCCAAAAUGAGCAACUUUGGGAAAUUUUUCUUUGUUGAUGUUAACUUUUGUUAGUUGUCAUCAGGUAAUAUUUACAAUAAAUAAUUAUUAUGUAUUUUUGAAUCAAAAUGAAGUACUUGGCUUAUGAGAUUGA